Rhododendron vialii is the source of this 1621-nucleotide messenger RNA. RefSeq names its product actin-like. The record is from RefSeq and is a predicted model, not a curated record. Lineage: Eukaryota; Viridiplantae; Streptophyta; Magnoliopsida; Ericales; Ericaceae. The transcript has 5 exons. The coding region runs from base 301 to 1434 and encodes 377 amino acids. Gene Ontology annotation, cellular component: cytoplasm.
UGAGCAUUCUUAUUUUCUCAAAGUGACAGAGUGACACCACUUUCCAUGGCUCAAGAACUCGCAAUGAUUCAUCCACGUGUCUUCCUGUCCGUCCAUCCAGAGAGGUUAAGCCAAAUCAAACGGCCCUGAUCUUCCCUCGCCCUCCAUAUUAACCCCAGCCAUUCCUCUUUUCGGGUGGCAAGGGUACCAUUUGUGUUUCGAUCAUUCAUUCGCCUCCGCAUCCUUCCCAGACCCGAUUCUCUCUCUCUCUCUCUCUCUCUCGUCACAUCCAGAGUUUCAGAAGAAAGGAGAUAAUAUAGGAUGGCAGAUGCUGAGGAUAUUCAGCCACUCGUGUGCGAUAAUGGAACUGGAAUGGUUAAGGCUGGAUUUGCUGGAGAUGAUGCUCCAAGGGCAGUGUUCCCUAGCAUUGUAGGUCGCCCGCGUCAUACUGGUGUGAUGGUUGGGAUGGGGCAGAAAGAUGCAUAUGUGGGAGACGAGGCUCAAUCCAAGCGUGGUAUUCUAACAUUGAAAUAUCCAAUUGAGCACGGUAUUGUCAGCAACUGGGAUGACAUGGAGAAGAUAUGGCAUCACACCUUCUACAAUGAGCUCCGUGUUGCCCCAGAAGAGCAUCCUGUUCUCCUGACGGAAGCACCUCUGAACCCGAAGGCUAACCGUGAGAAGAUGACCCAAAUCAUGUUUGAGACUUUCAACACUCCUGCUAUGUAUGUUGCUAUUCAGGCUGUUCUUUCCCUCUAUGCCAGUGGUCGUACAACUGGCAUUGUGCUGGAUAGUGGAGAUGGUGUCAGUCACACGGUCCCCAUCUAUGAAGGGUAUGCCCUCCCACAUGCAAUCCUCCGUCUCGAUUUGGCAGGCCGCGACCUCACUGAUGCCUUGAUGAAAAUCCUCACGGAGCGCGGCUACUCCUUCACCACCACCGCGGAGCGGGAAAUUGUGAGGGACAUGAAGGAGAAGCUGGCUUACAUAGCCCUAGACUACGAGCAGGAGCUAGAGACUUCCAAAACCAGCUCCUCCGUCGAGAAGAGCUACGAGCUGCCUGAUGGACAGGUGAUCACAAUCGGCGCCGAGCGGUUCCGCUGUCCAGAGGUCCUCUUCCAGCCGUCGAUGAUUGGAAUGGAAGCGGCAGGAAUCCACGAGACCACUUACAAUUCCAUCAUGAAGUGUGAUGUCGAUAUCAGGAAAGAUUUGUAUGGGAAUAUCGUGCUUAGUGGUGGGUCCACCAUGUUCCCUGGCAUUGCAGAUAGGAUGAGCAAGGAAAUCACCGCGCUUGCCCCUAGUAGCAUGAAGAUCAAGGUGGUGGCGCCGCCGGAGAGGAAGUAUAGUGUUUGGAUUGGAGGAUCCAUCUUGGCAUCUCUCAGCACCUUCCAGCAGAUGUGGAUUGCAAAGGCCGAGUAUGACGAGUCUGGGCCAUCAAUUGUGCACAGAAAAUGCUUCUGAUUGUGCCAGAAGAGAAAUAUUGAAGAAAGAAGCUAAUUUAUAUGCGAUGCAGCUUGCGAUUUUUCAUUCUUCCUUUGUUUUCUACAUUUGUUAUUUAUAUGUUGUUGGGUUGAUGACUAGAGGGCGAGGAAUUGUUGGAACGGGCGAAAUUCUUUGAUUUUUACCUAAUUUUUGGAGUUUCCAUCUA